AUGAGCGCAUCAGCAGCCCCACCUGCACCAACAUCAACAACAGAUGCCUUGAAAAAGAGAACCCCAUCGGACUUCAUUGUCGGCUCUAUUGGAAGUCCCGUCAUGGUAAAGCUGUCUUCCGGCGUCGAUUACAGAGGAAUAUUGUCGUGUCUGGAUGGAUACAUGAACAUUGCACUGGAACAAACUGAAGAAUGGGUCGAUGGAAAACUGAAGAACAAGUAUGGCGAUUGCUUCAUAAGAGGCAAUAAUGACUUGGCAAAAAAAGUCGGCGCACCAACAUAUGAUGUAGUUGGUAUCUUUGGUAUCUUGAAAGUAGUUGCAUACGGCGGUAGAAGAGGUGCACUACAACGAUGGAAGACUCUUCCACUCAAACUACUAGUAGGUGUACGGACACCACCACAGACUCUUCAACAUUGCUAA
Synchytrium microbalum is the source of this 420-nucleotide messenger RNA. RefSeq lists its product as uncharacterized. Gene Ontology annotation, molecular function: RNA binding. The coding region runs from base 1 to 420 and encodes 139 amino acids. The transcript is spliced from 4 exons. Lineage: Eukaryota; Fungi; Chytridiomycota; Chytridiomycetes; Synchytriales; Synchytriaceae. Gene Ontology annotation, biological process: maturation of SSU-rRNA; mRNA splicing, via spliceosome. The record is from RefSeq and is a predicted model, not a curated record. Gene Ontology annotation, cellular component: U6 snRNP; sno(s)RNA-containing ribonucleoprotein complex; P-body.